Elephantulus edwardii (Cape elephant shrew) is the source of this 984-nucleotide messenger RNA. Its product is annotated as T-cell surface glycoprotein CD1b-2-like. NCBI's taxonomy places the organism in Eukaryota, Metazoa, Chordata, Mammalia, Macroscelidea, Macroscelididae. The record is from RefSeq and is a predicted model, not a curated record. Gene Ontology annotation, biological process: positive regulation of T cell mediated cytotoxicity; antigen processing and presentation, endogenous lipid antigen via MHC class Ib; immune response. The transcript is spliced from 5 exons. Bases 1 to 984 code for a protein of 327 amino acids. Gene Ontology annotation, cellular component: external side of plasma membrane. Gene Ontology annotation, molecular function: endogenous lipid antigen binding; lipopeptide binding; exogenous lipid antigen binding.
AUGCUGUUUUUGAAACUGACAUUGUUAGCGGUUCUCCUCCCAGGUGUCAGCAAUGAAGAAGGCUUUCAGGGGCCCACCUCCUUCUACCUCAUCCAGAUCUCCUCUUUCAUCAACAAAUCCUGGACAACAAAUCAAGGUUCUGGUUGGCUGGAUGAUUUGCAGAUUCAUGGCUGGAACAGUGACGCAGGCACAGCCAUUUUUCUGAAGCCCUGGUCUAAGGGCAACUUCAGUGAUCAGGAGAUUACUGUACUAGUGGACAUAAUUCGAAUUUACCUUGUUGGAUUUACUCAAGAAGCACGAGACUUUGUCAGUCAAUUCCAGAUAGAAUAUCCAUUUGAAGUUCAAAGCAGAGCAGGCUGUGAGCUGCGUCCUGGCGAGUUACCGAGAAGUUUCUUGAUGGGAGCUCUAGGAGGAGUGGAUUUCUUGAGCAUCCAGAAUCAUUCUUUUGUACCUUCCCCAGAGAGUGGCUGGAGGGCAAAGAAGUUUUGCAGACUCGUCAGUCAGUACCAAGGAAUCUGUGAUACCAUUGAUAAUCUUCUCUACAGAGUCUGCCCCCGGUUUCUCUUGGGUGUUCUUGAUGCAGGGAAGGCAGAUCUACAGAGGCAAGAGAAGCCUGAGGUCUGGCUGUCCAGUGGCCCCUCUCCUGGUCCUGGCCGCCUGCUGCUGGUGUGCCAUGUCUCGGGAUUCUACCCGAAGCCCGUGUGGGUGAUGUGGAUGCGGGGGGAGCAGGAGCAGCGGGGUACUCAUCAAGGUGACAUCCUGCCCAAUGCUGAUGGGACCUGGUAUCUCCGAGUUACCCUGGAUGUGGCAACUGGAGAGGCUGCUGGCCUGUAUUGCAGAGUGAAGCACAGCAGUCUAGGUGGUCAGGACAUCAUCCUCUACUGGGGGUAUCCCAUAUCUAUUGGCUUGAUCUGUUUAGCAAUAACAGCCCUCAUCUUGCUCUUUUUGAUAGUCCUUGCUUUACGGUUUAUGAAACGCUGGUAA